This is a messenger RNA of Schistosoma rodhaini, 3351 nucleotides long. The record is from the annotation of a GenBank genome assembly. NCBI's taxonomy places the organism in Eukaryota, Metazoa, Platyhelminthes, Trematoda, Strigeidida, Schistosomatidae.
AUGCCAAUUCAACAUUUUUCAUUGGAAAAAACAACCAAUUAUACUCCAACACCAUCAAUUCAAUUAACCAAUGGAAAUGAAUGUAAAGUAUUGAUUGCUAUUACUGUUCCAACACGUAAUUGGAAAUAUAUCUUCAAAGUACGUACAGAUAUCUUAAUUAGUGAAUUAAGAAAACAAGCUAUAGAAACAUAUAAUUUAAAAGAAAUAAAUUUUAUUAAUUAUGGUUUAUAUUUACCACCAGAUUGUGGUAAAAAAGGCAAAUUUUUACAAGAUGAACGUACUAUAUCAGAAUAUCCUCAAUUAGUUGCUAUAAAAUUAAAUUUAUUAAAUAAUGAACAAUUAAUAAAUGAUACAGAAUUAAUUAAUGAUAAUAAAUCUAAAGAACCAGUUGUAUUAGAGCUUCUGCCAAAAAUUCGUUUUGUUGAAGAAUAUCGUCUAGAAGGAUCAAAGUCAAUAACUAAACGAAUUAAUUCAAAACAUCAUCAAAAACGUUUAUUAUCUGCUAUAAAACGUGAUGAUAUUGGACGUGUUACAGAUUUAUUAGAACAAGGUUUAGAUCCAAAUUUUCAGUAUCCAUCUAGUGGAGUGAUACCAUUAGGUUGUGCAGCAGAAUUAGCUGAUCCACGUGAAAUGAUAUUACAACUUGUCAAUGCUGGAGCACAUUUAGAUUAUCGAGAUUCAGAUACAAUGACUGCAUUACAUAGAGCUGCAAUUAAUGGAAAUUUCAAAGCUAUUGAGGUAUUUUUAGAACUAGGACAAAAUCCUAAUGUACGUGAUAAAAAUGAUUUAACACCAUUAUAUUAUGCUUGUUCAGAAGAUAUUCGACCAGAAUGUAUUCAACGUUUACUAUAUGAUCAUGCUAUACUUGGUGUAACCGAUGAUAAAGGUAGACAAGAAAUUCAUCAAGCUUGUUUAAAUGGUCGUAGUAAAACAUUAAAACAAUUAAUUAUUUAUGGAGCUGAUUUAAAUGCUCAAGUUGAAAAUCAUAAUACACCAUUACAUUUAUGUGUAUUAGCUGAUGAAAUGGAAUGUUUAUUAUUAUUAUUACGUUAUGGUGCAUCACCAACAAUAAUUAAUUCAUCUGGACAAACACCAUAUGAAUUAGCUAUACUUAUUGAACGUAUGAAUUUAGCUAAAAUUUUACAAAAUUUUGAUGAAAAUUUAAUUGAGGGAAUCGAUCAAAAACCUGUAUACAAUAAAGAUAGACGACCGACAAUUCAUGGUCCAAGAGCAGUGUACGACAGUGUUCACUUUCCUCAAUAUAACAAUAAUAAUAAUGGUAAUAAUAAUAAUAACAGUAACCCAACAAGUACCCGUAAACCAAGUAAAGCUAUGUCAGUCGAUAGAGAAUUACCUCCAACUCCUAAUCAAAGAUGUUUAUCAUUUGAUAUGAAUGAUUUAAGACAAAUUACACCAAAACGAAUCAAUCAAUAUGUAUUUCAUAAUAAAGUUGAUUUUCGUACUCCAGAUAUUGUUCGACGUAAUAGUGUCGAUAAAAGAGAGGGUACUAUGAACAAUAACAAUAUUAGCAACAGCAGCAACAACAACAGGCCUUCAUUAUCUAUUCGACGACAAAUGACUUAUAGUAAUGACAAUGAUAAUUAUGGAGGAACAAUUUAUAAUCAUAAUAAUUUACAAGGUAUUCCCAAAUUUUCUCGACGAUUAAAUUUCAUAAGACAACGUUAUCCAAAUUAUUGUUUACGUUCAAUCAUUUUGGAACGUGGAACAACUGGUUACGGUUUUAUUAUGCAAGGAUCAGAUAAUUUCAAAGAACGUUCAUUUAUUGCUAACAAUUUACCCAGUCAAAGUAUUUUAACCGUUCAACCAAAUAGUAAAGCAGAAAAAGCUGGACUUGCUCCAGGUGAUUAUAUACUUGAGAUUAAUGGUAUAGAUGUUUAUGAUGCAACCCAUAAAGAAGUAGUUGAUUUGAUUACAACAACAAAAGAUAUGUUACAAUUAAAAAUUAUUCAUUUUCAACAAUUACCAGAAAUUCAACCAAGAGUUAUUAACGGCAACCAUAACAAUAAUAAUACGAACGCAAAUCUCAACCACAGUAAUAACAAUACCAAAAUGAUGAAUCGAACUAGUUUUGUACGUGCUGAUCUUAGACGACGUAAUACACAACGUUCUACAAGUGUUGAUAUGGCAAGGAUUAAUCGACCGCUGAGUAUUGAUAAUAAUAUAAUGGCUAAUAAUCAUAAAAUUACCACUACUACUAAUACUACUUUUAGUACUACUACUAACAAUGAUUAUAACAGUGGUAGUAGUACUAAUAAUGACCAAGUUACCAAAUCCAUCUUACCAGAUCAAAAGUUUUCAUCUGAACAACAUUUUCGCCGUCUCGUCAGUGAUACAGGGAACAAUACUAAUAAUAAUACUACUAAUAAUAAUAGUUAUCGCCGAUCAAUUCAAUCAUUGAACCCUGGUAAAUCACAAUCAGCCGUUUUAAUCAUUGAAAAUGAAACUGACCAAUUGAAAAAUUCAUUAGGAACAACAAUAACAACACAACCAUUAUCAUCGCCACAUAUUAUUAAUAAAUAUGCUUAUACUACUAAUAUUAAUAAUAGUAGUAGUGAAUUGAAACAACCUGAAAUUGAUCAAUCAACAAUUACUAUCCAUAAUGGAUUAACUAAUAAACAAGAUCAACAUCAAUUCAUUAUGAAAUCAUUAUCAUCUUCAUCAUCAACAACCCCAUUAUCACCAUCAUCAUCAUCAUUCUCUUCGCAGCCUCAUUUAUAUUCAUCAUCAUCAUCUCCAUUAAAGUAUAAACAAGAUAAUAAAACAAUCCAUUCAUUAAAACCAUUUGAACCAUUCACACAAAAUACUGAUUAUUCCAUUAGUCAUAGUCAACAUCAUCCUCAUCAUCAUCAUAAUUUAACUGAUAGUAAAUGGGAUUCUGAAUCAGAUCUAUUGAAUAUAUCAGAAAUCACUGAGAUUUCUGUGAAUUCAAUGAAUGAUGGAAACUUUAAAAAGAUCAUGAAUUUAAAUCGUAAGUGUAAUAUUGGCCAAGUCGAAGAACAUGAGAAACCGACGAAUAUGAUGAAUCCAUCAUCAGUUGUGAUAACACCGUCAUUAUUGUUGUCGUCGUCAUCAUCAUCAAUAUCAUCACCAGUAAAGAAUAGAUUGACUAUUAAAGUUAACUCUAAUAUGAAUGGUAAAAUGAGAUCCAUACAUUCGGAACCAUUGCUUUAUCAAAUGAAAACUGAAACGGACCAUGAUAACAAUAACAAUAAUAAUCAUUCAUGUAAUGAUGUCGAAAUCUCUACAGUACCGAAAACUUCAAUCAACAAUAACUUGAUAUUAAAUGGUCAUGAAAUUGAUGAUGAUGAAUCAGAUUCAUGUCUAAUUUAA